This is a messenger RNA of Neodiprion fabricii, 1863 nucleotides long. RefSeq names its product transmembrane protein 192. The coding region runs from base 288 to 1106 and encodes 272 amino acids. The record is from RefSeq and is a predicted model, not a curated record. Gene Ontology annotation, cellular component: lysosomal membrane; late endosome. The transcript has 4 exons. NCBI's taxonomy places the organism in Eukaryota, Metazoa, Arthropoda, Insecta, Hymenoptera, Diprionidae.
CCGUCAUCGAACGUUGAUUGAUACCUGUACCCCCGUCGUCCCUGUUCGAUCAUCGAUCUUUCAGUCGUAAGACUAUCGUUCGCGCGAUGUAAUAUCGCGGCUGCAAUAACGUUCCCGCAGUUGCGACAAACGUUGGGGGAUCAUAGGCGCGUGUUAUUGCAAGCGCAGCUCCGAGGAAUGCAUCGGCACACGUUUGGUGGCAGUCCAUUCCGAUCGCUAGAGCGCGAGGCAGAUAAAGACGGGCGAUCUUUCGCUUGAAAUCCUUCACAUACCAGGCUCGUCGGGGAAUGGUCAGCCUCGUGCGUGAUCGGCCGAACACUUCUGGAAGCGGCGCCGUAUUUUUUGCCGCUUCUAUGAACAUGGACGACGACGAAUAUCUGCAACCUGUUAUCACCUCGCAGGAGGAAGACAACUUUCACAAAUUGGACACGAUCCCGUACACUUUAGUCGCCCUCGUAUUUGGCGUUGCCUUGGAAAUAACUGGGAUAGCCUUUAUCUCGUUCUGGCCUGAGGAAUCAAACAAAUGCGACACAUAUUUCGUACUAUUGUAUCUCCACUGCGCCUACUGGCUCCUGGUAAUGCUGCUCGAUCAUAUUCUCAAAUCGAAACAUCAUCAUUUGAGGAUAAGCGGCUACUUGGACUUCUAUCAGUCGACUUACCCGCACAUAAGGGCUCCGUUUUUCGUCGCCUCACUUUGGAACGUCGCUUACCUUUUGCUCGCAACAAUCCUACAUCAUACGCACAAAAUGGACUAUGAGAAAUACUGCAGAGCUUCGGAGUGGCUUACGCCGAUGAACUACAUAUUGCUUCUCACCACUUUGGAGCUUUCGAUAAUCGUUCCUGUCUACGUCAAUUAUAUCAGACGAGUUAGGCGCUUCAAUCGAUUGAGACCACCACCAGAUGUCACCCGUGAGGAAUGGCUGUCGUCGUUCACCCAAGACUCGUACGCCGGUGGCGGGGAGGUUGGCUGUCAGCAGAAGGGAUCGAACUUGGCUGAAUUACUCGAGAAGCAAGCCGAUCUGAUUAGGUACUUGCGCGAUCACAAUGUUAAACUCAGCCACAGGAUGAUGAUGCUCGCGGACCAACGGAGACCCAGAGAACCGUAAUUGGCAAUUUGUUCCUUCCUUCAUGCGCGGUCGUAUGAUACGAUGUUUGAUGAAUUUAUAUAAUUUCGUUGCUUAUAUACUAAUAACGAAACAACGUUUUUCCACAAAAAUCGCCACUUCUUCUGUAGCGACGAUCGUUCACUGCCGACAAACGAGCUGUCGGCAGCAAGUGGACGUUGUUGCCGACUGUUGUGUAAAUGAACUUACUCAGCUUUGUCGCGAAUUCGUUGAAAAAUUUUGUGGUGGCAGUGUUAAAUUUCCAUCAGAGCGUUUCAAAAUUUUCUUCGACAUAUCGUUGGUUCUAAGGAGAUCGUGUCAGUACCAAUCCUCGACUUUUCCUCUCCCAGUUAUCGUUGCCGCUCCUAUGAGAACUGCAAGUGUCGAACGUUCUGCUGCUAUCUUCUUCUGAAGAUUUUUUGUCGCCGUGAAGGUUUCCUGACAUGUAAUUGUUAACCAAUUAACUGAAUUAAUUGAUGAUAGUAACUUUUUCCCCUUGCUUUGCCUCGAGUUUCAUAGGUCUUCUGAGUAGUUCCUGAAGUGGAAAAUUUUGUAACAGCGAGUAGUCGACAAUUUUUCAUGUGUGAUCAGAUAAUAAUAAUAAUAAUAAUGUAAUUCAAAAUCGAUACGGUAUGUUGUUUCAAAGGCGCUUACGGCCAUAACGCCCAAGAAUAUAAAAUACUGAGAAUAAGAGAUUACUGUGAUAUCGCCGUGAAUGUAAAUUUUACCAAUUUAAUAAAGUACGUAUCUAUAUUUUGAA